Quercus robur (English oak) is the source of this 551-nucleotide messenger RNA. Its product is annotated as phenylcoumaran benzylic ether reductase POP1-like. The transcript has 4 exons. Bases 1 to 438 code for a protein of 145 amino acids. NCBI's taxonomy places the organism in Eukaryota, Viridiplantae, Streptophyta, Magnoliopsida, Fagales, Fagaceae. The record is from RefSeq and is a predicted model, not a curated record.
AUGGGUUGUACCACAGCUCCAUCAAGGGACAAAGUAGAAAUAAUUGGAGAUGGAAACCCCAAAGUAAUUUUUUCCAAAGAAGAAGAUAUUGCAACUUAUACCAUAAAAGCAGUGGACGAUCCAAGAACCUUGAACAAGGUCCUUCAUGUUAGACCCCCUGCCAAUAUUUUGUCCUUCAACGAGAUUGUCUCCCUGUGGGAGAAGAAGAUUGGCAAGACCCUUGAGAAGACUUACCUUCUAGAAGAUCAAGUUCUAAAGAAAAUCCAAGAGUGUUCCAAUCCUUUAAACCUCCUCCUCCUAUCCAUUGCCCACUCUACCUUUGUGAAGGGAAAUCUUCGAGACUUUGAGAUUAAGGCUUCUAAUGGCGUGGAGGCUUCAGAGCUUUACCCAGAGGUGAAAUACACUAUUGUAGACGAAUACUUGGAUCAAUUUGUCUAAAACUUGGAACAUGUUUGUGGCAAUAUGUUGAUACAGUGUACAAUAAAAAUAAAAUCUCUGUUGCCUAUGUGGCAUUUGCUACUUGUCAAUGUGCACACUUCUUUGUAUAAGGU